Molecule: messenger RNA, 513 nt
Organism: Cajanus cajan (pigeon pea)
Lineage: Eukaryota; Viridiplantae; Streptophyta; Magnoliopsida; Fabales; Fabaceae
Product: kxDL motif protein
Biological process (GO): lysosome localization
Cellular component (GO): BORC complex
Source: RefSeq, a predicted model, not a curated record
AGGAGUUAGAGCGAGCAAGAGUUUCGUUGGGAGAGAAGAGAAUGUCAUCAGAGAGCGAAUCAGAGUGUCGAAAGUUGGGUUCGGAGGAGAUUUCGCGCGAGUUCAAAACCCUAGUCAGUUCCAACGAUCUCCACUCCCUUAACCACAUGCAACACACUAUAUUAGGAAGGUUGCAGGACAGCAAUGCGGUGUUGUCGCAUUUCAAUGACUUCUCUCAGCAUUGCUUUGCUGAGAUUUCCGGUGACAUCGCUAGAAACACGCGUGUGUUGAAAUCCGUCAAGUCUGACCUCGAUUACAUCUUUCAGAAACUCAGAAGUAUGAAGUCAAGAAUUAUGGCAACUUAUCCUGACGCGUUUCCUGGAGACUCGAUGAGCGAAGAAAUCGAUAGGAGACCAGAUCUUGAAAUGCCAAAGUAAUUAAUGAUGUUAUCAGAACAUGCAAAUUAGAACAAAUUAUAUUUUGUUUCUUUUUUUCUUGGCAAUGAACAUUAACUAUUUGUUCCCAAUGGUUUCA